GGCAGUGGAAUCGCCUCGCAUUUUCGGACAAACGGAGACCGUCUGACAGGAGCGGCGGACUGGCGAGGAGCACCAUGCUGUCGCACGGAGUCCCGCACUGGUGCCACGUGCUCAUGCUGGUGCUGCGUCUGUCUGGGGCUAAAGACUUUCAAUGGACCAAGAACGAGCAGGAAACCUUCUAUUACGGCAAUUUUCCGACCGGAUUUUCAUGGGGAGCCGGCAGCUCAGCCUAUCAGACAGAGGGAGCCUGGGACAAGGAUGGCAAAGGCAUGAGCAUUUGGGAUGCGUUCUCCCACAAGAAGGGGAAAAUACUCAUGAACGACACGGGAGACUCCAGUUGUGAGGGGUACUACAAAAUCAAGGAUGACAUUUCCUUAAUGAAAGAUCUGAAGCUGACCCACUAUGGCUUUUCUAUCUCCUGGCCUCGAAUCAUACCCACUGGAAUCAAAUCGGACCAUGUCAACGAGAAAGGAAUAGAGUACUAUGACAAUCUGAUCGAUCUUCUCCUGGAGAGCAAAAUUACACCCAUUGUCACGCUGUACCACUGGGAUCUUCCACGGGUGUUACAAGACAAAUACGGAGGCUGGCAGAACAUCAGCAUGGUCAGUUACUUCAACGACUUUGCCAACUUAUGUUUUGAAAGGUUUGGAAACCGAGUCAAGUAUUGGAUCACAUUCAACAACCCGUGGUCUAUAGCCGUGGAAGGUCACGAGACAGGGGAACACGCGCCUGGGCUGCAGCUGAGAGGCACAGGGCUUUACAGGGUGGCGCACCACAUGAUCAAGGCGCAUGCUAAGGUUUGGCAUUCAUACGACACCCAGUGGCGACACAAACAAAAAGGCCUGCUUGGGAUCUCUCUGUCUGGGGACUGGGGAGAACCCGUUGAUAUCGCUAAUCUGAAGGACAUCGAAGCAGCUGAACGAUAUGUCCAGUUCUCCCUGGGCUGGUUUGCAACACCCAUCUUUCAUGGGGACUAUCCACAAGUGAUGAAAGACUACAUUGGCAAGAAGAGCGCUGAGCAGGGUCUGGGAAGUUCACGGCUGCCAACCUUCUCGGCCCAGGAGAAGAGCUACGUCAAGGGCACCAGCGACUUUUUGGGUGUGGGCCACUUCACCACCCGGUACAUCACACAGAAGAACUUUCCUUCUAGCCGUGGCAGCAGUUACUUCACUGACCGAGACCUGGCUGAGCUCGUCGACCCUCAUUGGCCCGACCCUGGAUCAGAGUGGCUCUACUCCGUACCCUGGGGCUUCCGCCGGCUGCUCAACUUUGUUAAGACCCAGUAUGGAAACCCCAUGAUCUAUGUGACAGAGAACGGCGUGUCGGAGAAGACGUUGUGCACAGAGCUGUGCGAUGACUGGAGGAUUCGGUACCACAGGGAUUACAUAAAUGAGAUGCUGAAAGCUAUCAAGGACGGCGUGAACGUCAAGGGCUACACGGCAUGGUCCCUGUUGGAUAAGUUUGAGUGGGAUGAAGGCUAUUCUGAGCGGUUCGGCCUGUACUACGUGGACUUCAGGGACAAAAACAAGCCACGAUACCCCAAGGCCUCAGUCCAGUACUACAAACGGAUCAUCAGCGCCAACGGCUUCCCCAAUCAGCGAGAGGUUGAAAGCUGGAAGAGGAAGGCGACCGAAACCUGCUCAACCAGCAACCAGCUGCUAGCAACAGACCCCCUGACCAGUCACAUGGAGAUGGUGACCGAGAUUGUCGUUCCCACCGUGGUCACCCUCUGCAUCCUCCUCAGUGCUGCCUUCCUAAUGUUUCUGCUGCGUAGGCGAAACUAA
This is a messenger RNA of Brienomyrus brachyistius, 1784 nucleotides long. RefSeq names its product lactase-like protein. NCBI's taxonomy places the organism in Eukaryota, Metazoa, Chordata, Actinopteri, Osteoglossiformes, Mormyridae. The transcript has 14 exons. Gene Ontology annotation, biological process: carbohydrate metabolic process. Bases 75 to 1784 code for a protein of 569 amino acids. Gene Ontology annotation, molecular function: beta-glucosidase activity. The record is from RefSeq and is a predicted model, not a curated record.